UUGCAGUCUGGCUACCCCAUUGUUAGCUCCUGCCUCUUGCAUGAACCCACCCAAGCAUACUAUUAUGGCCUUGACCCUAUACUCAUGCUUCUCUCUAUUACUUAUACUACUCCUGCUACUGCCAUGGGGAUGGGCCAUUGGAUUGGGAUGCUGAAAGCAGGU
This is a messenger RNA of Suillus fuscotomentosus, 162 nucleotides long. RefSeq lists its product as uncharacterized. NCBI's taxonomy places the organism in Eukaryota, Fungi, Basidiomycota, Agaricomycetes, Boletales, Suillaceae. The annotation marks the transcript as partial. The transcript has a single exon. The record is from RefSeq and is a predicted model, not a curated record.